CCCGGCAGUUGCCUCGAAGCAUCGCUCCCACCAAAUCCUCCUCCGCCAGCAGCCCAGCGCCGGCGCCAACGCCGCCGAACCCCCUCCUUGUCUCAUUCCACCGAAGCACAACACAGCACAGCAGCCACCCUCGUAGUCGUCGUCUUCGUCCUUUCACCAUUACUGGUAGUGGAUUGGCGCGAUGUGGAGAUUCGCGGAUUGAUUUCUUUUGUUUAUCGAUCGAUCGAUCUCGGUUGACGCCAUAGGACUUCGGACUGGACCCGAGGUACGGGUGCAGUUCAUUUUCCAAGCAAAUGUCGGCCCCUGCAUCCAAGAGAAGCCUCCCUUCUUGGAUGGGUUCUUCUAAAGAUGGAGAGGACGAUUCAGGCAAGAAGAAGCAUGCGGGCACAUCACCGAAGGCUCAGAAAAGGCUGGAUUUCUCCAAACUUUUGGAUGGGGUUGUCGUUGCGCUAUCAGGGUUUGUGAACCCCGAGAGGAGCACGUUGCGCUCCCAAGCUUUGGACAUGGGGGCGGACUAUCGGCCCGAUUGGACAUCGUAUUGCACCCUUCUUGUUUGUGCAUUUGCCAGCACCCCCAAGUUCCGACAAGUCCAGUCGGAUAAUGGAACCAUUAUCUCAAAGGAUUGGAUCUCUGAAUCUCACAGACAAAAAAAACUUGUGGACAUCGAGCCUUACCUUAUGCAUGCUGGAAAACCAUGGCGAAAAAUAAAUGAGCUAGUCGAAUCCGAUCAAGAUCGGAAGAAGGCGCACAAAGAGCAUCAAAAACAAGUUGAGAGAUCGCAUAUCAGCUCGUCCACCUCUGCUGCCGUGGAGGCAGGACAUUUAAACUCUACAAACAAACAGUUUUCUCCAUCAAAAAUAAAACAAUGGGCAAUGGAUGAUUUGAUGCAGACUGUAUCGUGGUUGGAGAGCCAAGAUGAGAAGCCAGAGCCAAGUGAAUUGAAGGCAAUAGCUGCUGAAGGGAUAAUCACUUGUCUGCAAGACGCCAUAGAAUCUCUUGAGCAAGGCAAUGAUAUCAAGGGAGUGGCGGAGCAGUGGAGCUUCGUCCCCCAUGUUGUCAAUGAACUGUUGAAGCUGGAUGGAAGAAGAAAAGAGGCAUCUUUUCCUAAAGAACAACUCUCCCAACUAGCAAACAAAUGUAAGAAGAUUUAUCAGGCUGAGUUUGCUCGCAUGAACAUCGAUGACAAGAAGGGGAAGAAGCAUCGAAGUGACUCACCUGAAACUGAGCAUCGUGGGAACACCCGAUUGGAUGAUGAUCAUUAUGACAGCGAUGAUACGAUAGAAAUGACAGAAGAAGAGAUUGAACUCGCCUGCAGACAGCUUCCUGGACUAUGCGGAUGACACUAGCUAGGUUAGAAGAGGUGUGUGUUCCCUCUAGAACAGAAGAGGAAGAAUGCUGAAUGUCCAUCUCCAAUGGUGCUUUCGUUGUGGCUUAACAAUUUUUUCCUGCUGCCACCCGAAUAAACGAUACAAGAAUUCGCGAGUGAGUGAGGCAAACUGAAGAGUCCAGGGUUGUAAUAUGGACUUUUGCUCUUUCUUGUACAAAAACCGUCUGUGUGUAUGCAUAUGUGCCACGUCCUGGACCCACUUUAUUCA
Messenger RNA from Phragmites australis (common reed), 1595 nucleotides. Its product is annotated as DNA-repair protein XRCC1-like. The record is from RefSeq and is a predicted model, not a curated record. Gene Ontology annotation, biological process: single strand break repair; double-strand break repair via nonhomologous end joining; base-excision repair. Gene Ontology annotation, molecular function: damaged DNA binding. The coding region runs from base 294 to 1340 and encodes 348 amino acids. The transcript has 8 exons. NCBI's taxonomy places the organism in Eukaryota, Viridiplantae, Streptophyta, Magnoliopsida, Poales, Poaceae.